Messenger RNA from Cooperia oncophora, 408 nucleotides. NCBI's taxonomy places the organism in Eukaryota, Metazoa, Nematoda, Chromadorea, Rhabditida, Trichostrongylidae. The record is from the annotation of a GenBank genome assembly.
AUGCACGACCUCAUAACGCCGGAUCCAUUCCCGGAGGAUGUUCUUCGAAAGGCGAAGAAAUUGAGGGAAACGUUACCGGUGCCAGAGAGCCUUGAUUCACCUUUCUAUCUCGCACGACUACUGCGGGCUUGUGGAGGGGACGAAAAGAUGGCCAGGAAAAGAGCAGAAGAGAUUUUCAGUCACAGGGAGGUACUUGGCUACGCGAGAUGUAGCGAUCUGGAGAUCUUCACAGAAUUUCCUAUUUCGAAAGCAACUUUGGAGCGAUUUCGUGUCUCUUUAGUGAGAGGAUCUCCUCGUUCUGGAGAUGUUUAUGUUGCUUUCCAGAAGAUGGAAGGAUGCGAUCUCAGAGAGGUACAACAUAUUUCGUGGGAGCAUUUUUUUUCUAAAGCUAUUCUCAUAUUGUGCUAG